Cynocephalus volans (Philippine flying lemur) is the source of this 2086-nucleotide messenger RNA. Its product is annotated as zinc finger protein 260-like. Gene Ontology annotation, cellular component: nucleus. Gene Ontology annotation, biological process: regulation of transcription by RNA polymerase II. The record is from RefSeq and is a predicted model, not a curated record. NCBI's taxonomy places the organism in Eukaryota, Metazoa, Chordata, Mammalia, Dermoptera, Cynocephalidae. Gene Ontology annotation, molecular function: DNA-binding transcription factor activity, RNA polymerase II-specific. The transcript has 7 exons. The coding region runs from base 8 to 2086 and encodes 692 amino acids.
ACAGGAAAUGAGUACAUCUCUGGGAUUGGUGUCAUUUGAGGAUGUGGCUGUGGACUUCACCUGGGAGGAGUGGCAGGACCUGGUUGAUGCUCAGAGGACUUUGUACAGGGAUGUGAUGCUGGAGACCUACAGCAACCUAGUGUCGUUGGGACACUGCUUUACCAAACCUGAGCUGAUCUUCAAAUUGGAGCAAGGAGCAGAGCCAUGGAUGUUAGAAGAACCAGUCCAGAACCUCCCAGAUGUCCAGAUAGUUGAUGAACUAAUUGAGAAGAGUCAUGAAAGUCAUGAUAAACAUUUGUGGCAUGUUGAGCUCACUAAGAGCAACACAUCAACUGAAGAAAGAGUUGAGGGAAAAACAUUUAAUUUGAGCUCAAACUAUAUUUCAACUGGAAACUAUUCAAGAAUGAGGUCUGAGGAGUUUAAUGUGUGCCAGAACACACUUGUUUUUAGAGAGCCUGAUGAGAUGCAUGCUACAGAGAAAGCUGAAGGCCACACUUUAACUGGGAAAUUGUACAGACAUCAUGAACAUCUUAGUCAGCAUAACAAGGUUCAAUCUGGGCAACAUCAUUUUGAACAGAGUGAACAAGAGAAAGCCUUCAACACAGAGCCAAUAAUAUUUACACAUAAGAAGAUUCAUACAGUAGAGACAUCCUGUAAAUAUAAUCAACAUGGAAAAUUAUUGGAUGAGCUAGCUUUGAUUGCCCAAGAUAUAAGUCAGGUAUCUAGGAAAACGUUUCAAUGUGGUGUGUGUGGGAAAACAUUCUAUAUAAAGCAUCAACUCACUAAACAUGAAAAAAUACACACAGGAGAAAAACUCUAUAACUGUGAAUGUGAAAAAACUUUCAUUAAUAAAUCACAUCUUACUUCACAUAAGGGAACACGAAUUCACACAGGUAAGAAAUCAUAUAACUGUAAUGACUGUGGGAAGAUGUUUGACCAAAAGUCAGCCCUUGUUAGACAUGAACUAAUUCACACAGGUGAGAAAACAUAUGAAUGUAAACAAUGUAAGAAAAUAUUCUACAGUAAGUCACAGCUCAAUGUACAUCAGAGAAUUCAUACAAGGGAAAAGUCCUAUGGAUGUAAUGAGUGUGGAAAAAUCUUUCUCCAAAAGUCACACCUCAACAGGCAUGAGAGAAUUCACACAGGUGAGAAACCAUAUGAAUGUAAAGAAUGUAGGAAAUCUUUCUACUAUAAGUCUGCCCUCACUAUACAUCAGAAAAUUCAUACAGGUGAGAAGCCCUAUGAAUGUAAAGAAUGUUGGAAAUCUUUUUACACUAAAUCAUACCUCAAUGUACAUCAGAGAAUUCACACAGGUGAGAAACCAUAUGAAUGUAAAGAAUGUAGAAAAACUUUCUACAGUAAAUCAUACCUUAAUGUACAUCAGAGAAUUCAUACAGGUGAGAAACCUUAUCAAUGUAAUGAAUGUGGAAAAAGCUUUACCCUGAACUCACACUUCAAGAUUCACCAGCGUAUUCACACAGGGGAAAAGCCCUAUGCAUGUAAUGAGUGUGGAAAAACCUUUCACCAGAAGUCACACCUCAGCAGGCAUGAGAGCAUUCAUACAGGUGAGAAACCAUAUGAAUGUAAAGAAUGUGGGAAAACUUUCUACAACAAAUCACACCUCAACAGGCAUCAGAGAAUUCACAUAGGUGCGAAACUCCAUGAAUGUAAUGAAUGUAGAAAAACCUUUCAGCAGAAGUCUGACCUCACAAGACAUAAGAGAAUUCACACAGGAGAAAAACCCUAUGGUUGUAAUGAAUGUGGAAAAACCUUUUACCGGAAGUCAGAUCUCACUGUACAUCAGAGAACCCACACAGGUGAGAAACCAUAUGAAUGUAAAGAGUGUGGGAAAACUUUUAACCAAAAUUCAGACCUCACCAGACAUCAGAGAAUUCACACAGGUGAGAAACCAUACGAAUGUAACAAAUGUAGAAAAACUUUCCACCGUAAAUCAAACCUUAAUUCACAUCAGAGAAUUCAUACAGGUAAGAAACCAUUUGGAUGUAAUGACUGUGGGAAGAGGUUUUGCCAGAAUUCAGCCCUUGUUAGACAUGAGAGAAUUCACACAGGGGAGAAAAACCUAUGA